AGCUCCAUAAGACUAUAAUAUUAACUUCUUUAUGAAUUCACAUUUUCAAUCCAGAAAAGCUCAAGAAUCAAGUGCUACAAAGGACAGUAUUUUUGAAGAAACUCUUUCCCUAGUACUCAAGCUGAACCUGCAAUUUGAAAGUCCAGAAGCAAAGCAUGAACAAGUUUCCUAUAUACCCAAAAUAUGAAGCUGGGGAUUAUUGUGGCUAUGAGUUUGAUCCUCAGACAGACUUUGCCGAUUUUUUGUCAGAAGCAAGAAAUCAUGCAUCUGAAUGGAAAUGCAGUGCUACACCUCCACGUUCAAUAGAAUUGGGAAAGAACAAUUUUGAAAAGGAAGUCAAGAAAACUAGCAAAAAGACAUGGAAAAGCUCUCUGUUUUCAUGGUUAAAGAGUGAUAAGAAGAAGAAUCAGCAAAGCAGAGAACCUUCAAAAGGAUCCACCAUUAACAAGCCAAAGCGUGGAUGUGUCUCUGGCCCAAUGCCAGGGAUUAGUGGGCCGGGUUCUAUAGCUGUCAGGCCCAAUAAGCCUUUGUCUGGGCCCCUCACAAGUUUGUUCAGUCCAAUGAACAAAGUGGAUAACGAGAUACCAUAUUUGUGUCUUCAGAAGGUUAAGGAUAGUACUCAUGGCGUUCAAUCUUAUGGACCUGUUUAUCUAGUAACUUAGCAACUUUGUUUGGCUGAGGUUGAGUUUCUUGUUCUAGAUUAUUUUUUAGUGUUGCUAAGGGUAGGUUUAAUUUAGCAGAGACUAAAGAUUAGUGUGAAUUUAUGGGGUUUUAAUCUCUUGAGAGGUGAUGAAUGCUAACAAAUAUCAUUUGCA
Messenger RNA from Lycium ferocissimum, 815 nucleotides. RefSeq lists its product as uncharacterized. The transcript has 3 exons. The record is from RefSeq and is a predicted model, not a curated record. Bases 156 to 662 code for a protein of 168 amino acids. NCBI's taxonomy places the organism in Eukaryota, Viridiplantae, Streptophyta, Magnoliopsida, Solanales, Solanaceae.